AUGUCGAAUAACACGGUUGUCGUUGUAGGUGCCGGUGUGAUUGGCCUCACAUCAGCCUUGCUUCUGGCCAAGGAGGGCAACAAAGUCACUGUUGUAGGCAAACAUAUGCCCGGCGACUACGAUGCUGAGUACGCUUCACCAUGGGCUGGAGCAAACGUCAUCCCCUUAGCUCCCAAAGAAGCCAGCCGCUGGGAACGGAGAACUUGGGUUGCCCUCAAGAAGCUCGUCGAAGAAACCCCAGAGGCAGGAAUUCACUUUCAGACAACACACGUCCUCCGCAGAGAUAAGGAUAUGAAAUCUGCCAAGUCCGGUUUCUCAGCCCACUUCUAUGCUGACAACCCUUGGUUCAAAGACAUCUUCAACAAUUUCAGAGACAACACCCCCACGGAGCUUGCCGCCGGCUAUGACUCCGGUUUUCAAUAUCAGGGCAUUUGCAUCAACACAGCUAUCUAUCUCCCUUGGUUACUUGGCCAAUGUCUCAAAUACGGCGUCAUCGUCAAGCGCGCUAUCCUGACGAAUAUCAAUGAGGCCAAGUAUCUUAGCCAUACUGGGGAAAAGGCGAAUAUUAUUAUCAAUGCUACUGGUCUCGGAUCACUGAAGCUUGGUGGUGUGGAAGAUACUACAGUUGCUCCUGCACGAGGUCAAAUCGUCGUGGUGAGAAAUGAGACACCAAAGAAUCUCCCUCUAUUCAUGUGUUCUAGCGCUCUCGACGAGAGUGGCGAGGAGAUCUACGCGAUGCAAAGAGCCGCAGGCGGAGGCACCGUCAUCGGUGGCACGUAUCAAAUCGGUAAUUGGGACACUCAACCUGAUCCCAACACCGCGAAUCGAAUCAUGCAACGAGUCGUUGAUUUGAUCCCCGAGAUUGCUGGUGGAAAGGGCAUUACUGGCCUGAGCAUCAUCAGACAUGGCGUCGGCUUCCGCCCUUACCGUAAAGGUGGUAUGAGGUUAGAGGAGGAGAAGCUUGAUGAUGAAACUUGGGUUAUCCAUAAUUAUGGACACUCAGGAUGGGGUUAUAUGGGUUCUUAUGGAUGUGCCGAGGGAGUUGUUGAGCUUGUUGACAAGGUUACUGAGACGAAAGCGAAGUUGUAG
Fusarium coffeatum is the source of this 1089-nucleotide messenger RNA. RefSeq lists its product as uncharacterized. NCBI's taxonomy places the organism in Eukaryota, Fungi, Ascomycota, Sordariomycetes, Hypocreales, Nectriaceae. The coding region runs from base 1 to 1089 and encodes 362 amino acids. The transcript is spliced from 4 exons. Gene Ontology annotation, molecular function: FAD binding; D-amino-acid oxidase activity. The record is from RefSeq and is a predicted model, not a curated record.